AAGAAUAAAAGUCAAGACAUAUUUCAAAUGGCACUAUUAUUUAAUAUUUAAUAAAUUCAAAGAGAAUAAAUUUAAAUACAUAUUAUGUAGUUAAAAUAAUUAAGAGAUAAUAGUAAUAAAUACUGUAAUUAUAAAAGAUAUUGUUAGGGCUGGUUAGGCAACGCAAAGAUGCCUGGAGAACAUAGAUAUGUAUGGAGAAUCGCUUUCAAGAAUUUUAUUGAUUCAUUAAAACCAAGACCGAUCCAAGGAAACAAAAUAGGUAAAGAUUAUAUUGGAAAUAAAUACUAUGAAAUACCAGCUGACCCUAGUAGAGGAAAAAGGAGAGCUACAAGGUGGUAUGAUCCAGCAAAGGGUUUGGAUUUUCAGGAUAAAAUUCCUUCCGAGUGGGAAGCAUGGCUUAGAAUGAGAAGGACUGAACCACCAACUGAGGAAGAAAUAAGUAAAAAUCUUGCAAUAGCACAAAUGAAGAAAGAAAAUGCAGCAAAACUUGAAGCUAAGAGAUUAGAAGAGUCUCCAUUAGAUUUGCCAGUGCCCAUAGAGAGAGGCCCACAGCCAUUUCCAAAAUAUAAAGAUUUUCCAGCGGGUGACAUAGAAGAUAUAUACAAAAAUAAAUAUUAGGAGUGAAUUGUUUUAGAUUUUAGUUUAAUUACUGCUUUGUGAGAUUUAUGAAGUAUAUUUUAAGAGGUUA
Leptidea sinapis is the source of this 688-nucleotide messenger RNA. RefSeq names its product NADH dehydrogenase [ubiquinone] 1 alpha subcomplex assembly factor 2. The coding region runs from base 169 to 618 and encodes 149 amino acids. The transcript has 4 exons. Gene Ontology annotation, biological process: mitochondrial respiratory chain complex I assembly. Gene Ontology annotation, cellular component: membrane. NCBI's taxonomy places the organism in Eukaryota, Metazoa, Arthropoda, Insecta, Lepidoptera, Pieridae. The record is from RefSeq and is a predicted model, not a curated record.